AACAGUAAAUCGAUUUCAUUUUACAGUACUCUGGCCUUAAUGAUCGGAUCUUCUGUUCAAGCAUAGCUACAACAAUGGAAGAAGGCGAAGCUAUCUCAAGUCUUAACAACAUUACCCCCUCCACCACGCCCAAAACCCUAGAUCCAAUCGCCCAAAGCAAACACGCCGCACUGCUCGAACGCCUAUCCAAGAAAUCCCAUACUCGCCAAUCCAAUCCCGACAACUCACCAUCGUCAUUGUCAAACCCUCCAUUCGAAUCCACCCAGUCCUUCCUCUCUCUCUUCUCCCAAUCCAAACUCUCCAUCGAGUCCCACCUAUCCCGCAUCCACCAAACCCCACACCCCCACUCCAAUCCUCAACUCAAGUCUGAUCUCCAGAACGUUUCUAUGUCCAUCUCUGAUCUUGAAAAGCUUGUCGCCGAGAAAUCAUACUUCUUGCCCUCCUACGAAGUCCGGUCUUGCCUCAAAACUGUCUCCGACCUCAAACAAACCCUCGAUAACGUCACUUCCGAUGUUGUCCCGAAGAAGAAAUUCGGUUUCAAAAACAAAUCAACGAAAAAAGAUAUAAGCUUGAGCAAUGCGGUAGAGAAAACCCAAAUUGGGAACCCAAUUGUUGAGUCAGAAAACACGGGUUCUAGGGUUUGGGAUUCGCCGGGAUUUAAGGUUAAAGAAAAUGAGGUUUUGGUGAAGCAAUUUGAGGUUGGUUCAGAGGAAGUUGGGGAGUUUACGCUUUCGGAUUUGAGGGGUUGUGAGGUGAGAUUGAUGGGUUGUUUGAGGGCAUUGUUUGUGAACAAGUUGAGGGAUUGUAGGGUUUACGUAGGUCCUGUUUUGGGUUCCGUUUUGAUUGAGGAAGUGGAGGGUUGUGUGUUUGUGUUGGCGUCGCAUCAAAUAAGGAUUCAUCACGCUAGGGGAUGUGAUUUUUACCUGAGAGUGAGGAGUAGGCCGAUAAUCGAGGAUAGUAGUGGGGUCAGAUUUGCUCCAUAUUGUUUGAGGUAUGAUGGCAUUGAGAGAGAUCUUGGAGAGGCGAAUAUCGGUGAGGAGACGGGGAAUUGGGCCAAUGUGGAUGAUUUCCGGUGGUUGAGAGCUGUGCAGUCUCCGAACUGGUCGGUUUUACCGGACUGUGAACGUGUUGGCACUGUUGCUAUACAGAGUUUGGAAAGUUGAAUUCUUGAUGAGCAAUCUCAGUAUUUGAUCAUUGCAUUGAGUAUAAAAGAGGAUGAUUUUUAUUUUCCUCCGUUGCUAUAGGCCAAACGACAGUUCACGUAUGCCUUUGAUAUCCCUCAUUUUGAAGGUUAUGUUUUGAGCUAAACUUCAGUAUCUUGUCAGGUGGUUGGUCCAAGGGGAGGUUGCACCGACAAUUUGUGAAAUGGUGGAAGGGUUGUUAGCCAUAAGGUGACUGUACUGCUCCUUACCCCCUUAUUGUUGGUUAUCUAGAAAUUUAUUUGGGUCUUCUCCUGUUGUUCUCUAUAUUUUGGUGCUGCUACUCCUCUGGCCUCCAAAUAAGAGCUACUAUGAAUUUCAAGUUUGUUUUGCGGUCAACACUAUAUCGCAGCCUCCAAAGCCUGGAUACUUCGACAUUGGGAUUGUGUUCUAUUGGAUGAUGAUACUCCUUGGAUAGUAGUAAUGUACCAAAAGUAUAUUUUUGAAGUCCUGGAGAGGAAGAUGCAUCUCGGGUUGACGUAUAGUGCGACUUGUUAGAAAUAUUACUGUCAUUGGGGAUUUCCCUGUUAUCUCCCCUGAUUGAGAUAUCCUUGGCUUCGCCCAACAAAGAUUAAUUAAAUCAUCGGGGAGAUUUGUUUGGUACUUACUGAAAAAAUUUAUAUUUUUGCAGUUGAUUUUCAAAAUAUUGCAAUUGGAUCAUGUCUCCGACAUACUUGGAUGAGGUUAGCACUUUACGGUUUUGGGGUAAUCCGUGCAACAUUUCCUCAUGUACUCGUUCAAAUUUUACUUGAAGUAGAAGUUUAGCAUGUAAAAUAUAUGAUUC
Messenger RNA from Ilex paraguariensis (yerba mate), 1983 nucleotides. The record is from the annotation of a GenBank genome assembly. NCBI's taxonomy places the organism in Eukaryota, Viridiplantae, Streptophyta, Magnoliopsida, Aquifoliales, Aquifoliaceae.